GGUGGUCCUUCAGUCAAAACAUAUGGUAGCACGGAUGUUACAAAGCUGGCACAUGUUCCGUUGCAAGCUACCAUCUGAGGUUCGGCUGAAGACAAUCAGCGAUAUGCCUCCUAGAGAUGAUAUGUCACUCAAAGAACCAAACGCGAUGGGAUCUAUGAGAGAACAACGCACCAGUAGUGUGCCGAAUGAGCCCAUACAAACUGUAGAAGAUGAUAGUGACCAGACACCUUACACUGUACGUCGCAGAUCAGAUACGGGACUAACUACACGGAUGAUGAAUAAAAUGUUAAACCCUUCACCAAGCACACAUCGAAAAAACGAUUAGUCGCCGGCCACUCACUGGUCGGCGAAACUUCAC
Dicrocoelium dendriticum is the source of this 358-nucleotide messenger RNA. The record is from the annotation of a GenBank genome assembly. Lineage: Eukaryota; Metazoa; Platyhelminthes; Trematoda; Plagiorchiida; Dicrocoeliidae.